UCCGCGCGCGUGAGCACGUGUGCGUUCGGACGAAUCUCCUCCUACUGCUCCGGAAGGAGAAGUGAGGCGGUGCCGGAAGAUGGCGGCCUGGGGGCGGCUGUUUCUGUCCGUUCCACAAACGAGCCUGGCUGCUGUCAGAUGCGCUUCUAAGAAAUCCGGGGGCAGCUCAAAAAAUUUGGGUGGUCGCAGCCCCGGGAAGCGCUACGGAGUGAAAAAGUUAGAAGGUACAUUUGUGCAUGCAGGCAACAUUCUGGCUACUCAGCGAUUGAUACGCUGGCACCCAGGGGCUCACGUGGGGAUGGGCCGGAACAAGACGCUCUACGCCCUGGAGGACGGGAUUGUGAGAUACACUAAAGAGGUCUAUGUGCCCCCCCCCCGCAGCAGCGAGAGCAGGGAGGUGAUCUGCUCUCUGCCCAAAGGAGCGAUUCUUUACAAAACCUUCAUCAGUGUUAUCCCUACCACGAAAGUAGGAAGCUUUAAGCUGGUCACCAUGCUCUGAGUCUCCCGUGUGACACAGGAGUGGAUGGGAGGAAGCAGCUGGGACAGAGCGCUACAGCUGGACUGCCGUCUGAGAAGGACAAGAAAACCUUGCUCUGAAAUUAGCUGUGCUUUGCUCUCUUGCUCCCAGAGCACACGCAGUAGGUGUUUGGGCAUUGGAAUCAUCUGCUGGCCGCUGUAAGUGUUCAAUAAAUGCACUGGAGUUCUUGAGGGUCUUGACUGUUCA
Messenger RNA from Lagopus leucura (white-tailed ptarmigan), 724 nucleotides. RefSeq names its product mitochondrial ribosomal protein L27 (gene MRPL27). Gene Ontology annotation, molecular function: structural constituent of ribosome. The record is from RefSeq and is a predicted model, not a curated record. Gene Ontology annotation, cellular component: ribosome; mitochondrial large ribosomal subunit. The transcript has 4 exons. Lineage: Eukaryota; Metazoa; Chordata; Aves; Galliformes; Phasianidae. The coding region runs from base 80 to 499 and encodes 139 amino acids. Gene Ontology annotation, biological process: translation.